Molecule: messenger RNA, 243 nt
Organism: Adineta ricciae
Lineage: Eukaryota; Metazoa; Rotifera; Eurotatoria; Adinetida; Adinetidae
Source: the annotation of a GenBank genome assembly
AUGGGUAACGAAUAUUCGGGUCAUCAUCAUCAUCACCAUCGCCCUCCACAUCACCAUCACCAUUGUCCUCCACCACCACCUGUUCCUGGUUAUUGCCCAGCACCACCACCAGUGCCCGGCUAUUGUCCACCGCCCCCAGUUCCUGGUUACUGUCCACCACCACCUGAUUAUUGUGCACCCCCACCAGUUCCUGGCUACUGUCCACCACCUCCAUCUUAUCAUCAUCAUCACCAUCAUUAUUAA